AUGCCCCGAGUUAAUGACGGAGCUGGGCCAGAUGGUUUGGAAACUAUAAAUACCACGGCUAGAAACAGUCCGGCGGCUGUUGAAGUCACAGAAUCCGCUGGUAUCUUGCGAAUCCCAGUUUCCCCCGCACAACCACUCACAGAUAACGCCGCCACUCAGUUCAAUAACAACAACAACAACAACAGUAACAACAACAAUCAUCUUCAACAAUCUUCAUUCAACAACUCUGCUCCAUCUAUGAGUCCAGGACUUUCAGCUGCAGUGUCUCCAAAUAAAAUGAGCUCUCCGGGACCCCCCGCAGAUACUUUUACACCUAUUACUACUACUACCAUUUGCCAUUGCGGUGAAACGCACGCGACCAGAGUCCAAUGUGCACUGCCUAUGGCCAUAAGCAUUACUUCUUCCACAGAUACCCAGGCCACAGAACUAUCUGUGGAUACUCAGGUUUUUUUGGAGACUCGAACUACUCAAUCACAAGGAAGCUCUAAAAGCUCGAGUGGGGGUACUAAUGGAUUUAAUGAGAAACUCAUUACUACUAACAACAACAACAACAAUAAUAAUAACAACCCUGUGGAAUCCUCAUCUAAAGAAGCCUCAGUAUCUAAUAAACAAUCAAACAACCCCCAGCAGGACUUAUCACAAGACCUUUCGAAACCACAGCAACCCCCGUCUACCUCUUCAAACAAUAAUACCCUACUACGGCCAUCGCUACUCGACUCUGUGUUCCACGACCCAUGGUAUGACCGCCGCAUCCCGCUCCAAACCUCGUCAUACUUACGGCCCGGAGCUCAUUUUGUGGGCACCCAGCAUAGCAAGCGGUCAUCGUACGAAGUAUCUGUUGUUCUCAAAUCGGUAGAUAUGAGCACGCACUUUUUAUGCGGAUACCUGCGAAUCCGAGGGUUGACUGAGAACCAGAGUGUGAUGGAGACAUACUUUGAGGGAGAAAUGGUAUCACCUACAAUAUCUUUUUACACACGACGACCCGAGUGGAACCAAAACGAUCAAGUGGAUCGUACACACUGGAACCGGUUCAAUGCGUGGCGCGCACUUGCUGCUAAAGCUGACAAGAAAAUCGAUGCAGAUUAUGUCCAUAAUAGGUUUGAAAAUCAGGAACAUGUUUUUAUGAGAUGGAAGGAGUUUUUCCUGGUUCCUGACUACAAGGUACGCAACAUGGAGGGAGCGUCCUAUGAAGGCUUUUAUUAUAUUUGCUUUAACCAAGUUGAUGGAAGUAUCACGGGCGUAUAUUAUCAUAAAAACUCUGAGGUGUACCAGCAACUUGACCUGUCGCAUGCUCCAGAUUGGGGGACAUAUCCGUACUAUGAAUUUCGAUGA
Messenger RNA from Magnusiomyces paraingens, 1332 nucleotides. RefSeq lists its product as uncharacterized. Gene Ontology annotation, cellular component: extrinsic component of membrane; GID complex. Bases 1 to 1332 code for a protein of 443 amino acids. NCBI's taxonomy places the organism in Eukaryota, Fungi, Ascomycota, Dipodascomycetes, Dipodascales, Dipodascaceae. Gene Ontology annotation, biological process: negative regulation of gluconeogenesis; proteasome-mediated ubiquitin-dependent protein catabolic process; protein catabolic process in the vacuole. The record is from RefSeq and is a predicted model, not a curated record. The transcript has a single exon.